AUGCUUAGACGGCGCCUCUUCCGCCGUUGGGUCGUCGGGGAUCUUCCGUUGUCUGUUUCUCCUCCUAGUGGACCCCUGAACCCAGCUAUUUCAUUCUCGGGGCUCCGAGUUGCUGUACGAGCAGGUGCUGCUGCUGGUGAUGCUUCAGCUGCAGCUGCUUCCAAAUCGCCGCAGGCCUCGACCCUGCUUAUCUCUCUUUCGGCGCCUCUACGGAGGGCCCUUGUGAGGCCCCACGCUGCUGCAAGUCGCGGCGUUUUCAAACCUUGGUGCCCUCUUCACAAAAACUUUUGCCGUGGCCUAUGCAGCCAGACUAAUGUAGCAGCAGAUGUAGCCGCUGCUGCAGCAGCGGCAGUAUCGGUAGGACGAGCAUCCAUCGGAGCAGCGGCGACUAAUAAGGCUUCUGCCGGUGCUGGUGGGGGCACCUAUGCAGGACGUCCUUUGCCGCCUGCUGCUCCUGAGGCUGCAGAUGCCGCUUGCUUGGAGUCGGGUGUUGAUCUGGUGCAGGUGGACAUCAAACGAGACCAGCAGCGCUUCUUGCAGAUGCUAGGCCCAUUAAGAGAGGCUCUCCUUGCACGCAUUGCCGCCUGCGCCCCGCAGGAGGAGGCGAAUGCCCUGAGGAGUUAUUAUUCACGCGUCAUUGACUACAACUGCACAGGGGGGAAGCUGCUGCGAGGGCUGCUGACUGUGUAUGCCUCCCUUGCUGCCAACCGAGAGGUUCAAUUCCUUCAGCCUUCCGAUUCAGCUGCAGGAGCAGCCGCUGCUGCCCCUACUGGAGUAGCCGAUGCUGCUCCUGCUGCAGCAGCCGCUGCUGCUCGUGCAACAGCAGCUCCAGCUUUUGCUGCAGUUAUUUCUUCUCCUGCUACUGCAGUAGCAGCCGCAGCAGCCACAGCAGCAGGCCGAGCAGCAGCGGCAGCAGCGCCUUUGGCGUGUGGUAGUGGUUCUGGUGCUGCUGGAGCAGCAGCAGUUGAGGAUGCUUUCGCUUCUGGGGCUUGUGUAUUGGGUUGGGGAGUGGAGCUACUGCAAGCCGCCUUUUUGGUUGCAGAUGACCAAAUGGACGGCGCAUACACUCGCAGAGGAAAAGUGUGCUGGUACAGAAGACAAGAAGUGGGGGCAGCUAACGCUAUCAACGACGCGGUCUUCCUCAUAUACGCUAUCCACCAAGUGCUACGGGAGUUCCUUGGAAAGCACCCUGCCUCCAGUGCAUGCAGCGACUUGCUGCAAGAUGUUGCAUUUAAAACUGUCUUGGGGCAGCACCUCGACAGCAACGGGGGAGUGCACACGCUGCUGCUGCCCUACAACCAGCAGCAGCAACAGCAGCAGCAGCAGCAGGUGCUGCUGCGAGUACUGCGGGAAGGGAGUGCAGCAGCAACAGCCACGCUGAAGCAGCUAACUGCAGCUGCACGCAGCAGGCAGCAAGCAGCAGCAAGAUUAAAGACCAGCUAUUAUUCCUUCUGGCUCCCCACAGCCUUGGGGCUUCUGUACAGUGGUGUUUGCGACCGGUCCCUAUUGACGAAGGCGGAGGAGAUAUGUCUCUGCACAGGAGAUUACUUUCAGGUGUCUCUUUUCUCCAUUCUGAUACUAAGAACCCGCGCUACAGCAUCCACACAGCAGCACAGCAGCAGCAGCGCAACAGCUGCAGUACAGCAACACGACAGCAGCAGCACAACAGCACGACAGCAGCACAGCAGCAAAGCAGCACAGCACAGCGAAGCAGCACAGCGGCGCAGCAGCGGGUGUGCCUCUGAGUUUCCUGACGUUAUCUUUGUGUGUAUGAUAGUAUUUGGUGGUGUGGCGCAGGCACAGGACGAUUUCUUAGACUGCUUCGGCUGUCCAGACGCCUUGGGGAAGCUGGGCACUGACAUCCGCGAAGGGAAGUGCAGCUGGCUCUUCGUUGAGGCUCUCGCUGCUGCAACCCCCGCUGAAGCAGCGGAGUUGCUCGAGGCCUACGGCAGAGUCCAGGGAGAGGGCACCGUUCGGGAGCUGUACGUACACCUCAAAGUCCAGGAACGCUUCAAAGACUACGAAAACGGCGCGUGCGAGAAGAUUUUAAGGCUUGUCGAUGGCCUCGAACACCCAGGUCUCCAGAGCUACUUCGUGGCGCUGCUGCAACUCCUGCACCGGCGGCCGCAGUGA
Eimeria acervulina is the source of this 2133-nucleotide messenger RNA. Its product is annotated as farnesyl pyrophosphate synthetase, putative. Gene Ontology annotation, molecular function: (2E,6E)-farnesyl diphosphate synthase activity; dimethylallyltranstransferase activity. Bases 1 to 2133 code for a protein of 710 amino acids. Gene Ontology annotation, cellular component: cytoplasm. The transcript is spliced from 8 exons. NCBI's taxonomy places the organism in Eukaryota, Apicomplexa, Conoidasida, Eucoccidiorida, Eimeriidae. Gene Ontology annotation, biological process: trans, trans-farnesyl diphosphate biosynthetic process. The record is from RefSeq and is a predicted model, not a curated record.